AUGCCACCGAAGCCGUCAGCUAAAGGAGCGAAGAAGGCAGCAAANUCCCAGAAACCGCGUGGGGAUAAGAAGAGGCGUAAUAAGCGCAAGGAAUCGUAUUCGGUCUACAUCUACCGUGUGCUGAAGCAAGUUCAUCCCGAUACCGGAAUCUCAUCUCGUGCGAUGUCGAUCAUGAAUUCGUUCGUGAACGACGUCUUUGAGCGUAUCGCAGCCGAAGCAAGUCGUCUGGCUCACUACAACAAGCGAUCAACGAUUUCGUCUCGCGAAGUCCAGACCUCCGUUCGACUUAUUCUCCCCGGUGAAUUGGCAAAACAUGCUGUCUCAGAGGGCACAAAAGCCGUCACCAAGUACACCAGCUCGAAGUAA
Molecule: messenger RNA, 366 nt
Organism: Anisakis simplex (herring worm)
Lineage: Eukaryota; Metazoa; Nematoda; Chromadorea; Rhabditida; Anisakidae
Source: the annotation of a GenBank genome assembly